Stylophora pistillata is the source of this 1359-nucleotide messenger RNA. RefSeq lists its product as uncharacterized. Lineage: Eukaryota; Metazoa; Cnidaria; Anthozoa; Scleractinia; Pocilloporidae. The record is from RefSeq and is a predicted model, not a curated record.
CCAGCCUCGAUUUGAAGAGUUGAGCAUGAGAAAGAGGUCAAUACAAUUCAAAAUGGCGGACAAGCUAGAAGAAAAAAUUACUAGGAUCAGGAAGGAGAGAUCAUUCCCAGAGAUCCCGGGAGUUCCAAACAGAAGUGAACUCAUGAAGCCGCUAAUAUUCCCAAACAGUCAACGAGGCUUCAAAAUAUUUACUUACCUGGCUACCUUAGGAGCUGGAUUGUAUUGUGUAUUUAUACCUGAGUAUGAUGGAGAUCACUGCUUUGUUCCAAUACGUGAAUGGGUACAGAAACAGAAAGGAAAAUUUUUGAAAAUCCGUCCAGAGGAUGAGGAGUAUGUGAAACAGCGGACAGCAGAGAUGGCAGAAAAAGUUGCUAUGGCAGCAAAACAAACAGCUGGGGAGACAGGGGAGAAAAUUGGAAAGUCAUGAGUAAAGAAACUUUCCAACCAAAAUGUAAGAUCAUCAGAAAGAGUGUACGCAAAAGAGACUUGUGGUAUUUAAUGAGGAACAUGAUGCAUUUGGUUUUCAAGUGAAUUUGCAUAGAUUUGAGGAACAAUUUGUAUGGGCAGAGUACCAGAAGUGUUAUGUCAAGGACACAGCAGAGCUGUUAGUUGAGAUAUCUUGCUCAGGCCAGUUGACUUUAGAAUGGACAGAUGCCAGCUGUAGAAAUAUGAAAAGAGCUCAGUCCAGAGUAUUUCUUUUAUAAAAAUCAUUAAUCAUUUGAACCUUGAGAGUGACUAGCAUCUAAUUUCUCCUUACAUAAUUCCACUGAAUCAUUCCUUAAGGUCAUGAGAAUAAUGGAAUUGAUCAUCAACAGAAGGAGCUUUGAUUAUUGGACGAAUUCUCCUUGUGAGUACCAAAGGAAACGUAUAGAGAACAGUAUGGAGAAUAUGCAUACUGAUGUUAGGGUGUGCGAUAUCUACAGAGCAAUUUCCCAUCAGAUUUUGAUGUUUUUUUAAAUUUAUUUAAACGUCAUUCUAAAUUUGGCCUGAGCGAACAAUUUCGCUCUUGACGAACGAUAUGCUGGCAAUUAUCUGUGAUAAAGAACGCGUAGCUCAUUUUAAGGUGAAGUAAACCGCAAACAAUUUAAUUUGGUUGUAUCAACUUUUAUUUUUAUUUAUUUUUAUUUACAAUUUAAUGACAACAUAUUAAACAAAAGAGAGAGAAAAAGGUAAAAAAAAAGAAAUGCCAUAGGGAUAGUCCGUAAAAGAGUCAAAGUCCCCAUGCUAGACAGACCACCCAGCUAAUGAAAAAUAUACAUAAUAAAUUUACAAGGACAAAGAAGAUAUAAAACUACAAUAUGCAAUUAAAUGGCCUCUAAGUUAUUCAAUAAAAAAAUUAUCACACCACGCUUAAAAAUU